Molecule: messenger RNA, 1595 nt
Organism: Prunus mume (Japanese apricot)
Lineage: Eukaryota; Viridiplantae; Streptophyta; Magnoliopsida; Rosales; Rosaceae
Product: zinc finger/BTB domain protein, putative (DUF1644)
Source: RefSeq, marked predicted
GCCCUUUGCUCCCUCGCUUUGUCUCUCGAUUUCUCCGCCUAAGCUUUCGAGUUUCUGCUCUCAAACCCUAAUUUCCUUUUUCUCUCUCUCAAAUCCAAAUUUCUUAUCCAUGUGCUAUUACGUCGUUGGAGUUUGAACACUUGCAUAUAUCUGAUGCACUUUAGUCUCCCCAACUAACUUACCUUGGAUCCAGAAUUUCUCUGACUGCGACAAAGGUGAAGCCUGAAAAUGGCAAAAGGUAGCAGGGGACGACGCAGGAUUGCUUCCCGAAGAUACAGACCAACUCCAUACCCAUUGCGCUCUAAUCAAGAUAUAUUGGAGGAUCUGUGCCCGAAGAAAUGCUCCAGAGAUUUGGAGAAAAAAGACUGGGAUGAUGCGACAUGUUCUGUGUGCAUGGAGUAUCCUCACAAUGCCGUUCUUCUCCUAUGUUCCUCACAUGACAAGGGAUGCCGACCCUACAUGUGUGGAACUAGUUUCCGGCAUUCCAACUGUCUUGGCCAGUACAAGAAAGCUUAUACCAAAAUGGUGUCAUCUGAUCAUGGACAACCAUUGCUUGGUUCCGAUAACAAUCCAAUUGUGCUACCAGAUUCUGAAUGGCCAGCACAGAAGUGUGAAGUCUCAGAGCUUGCAUGCCCCCUCUGCAGGGGAAAGGUGAAGGGAUGGACUGUUCUUGAACCAGCACGAGAUUAUCUAAAUGCAAAAAAGAGAAGCUGCAUGCAAGAGAAUUGCUCAUUUGUCGGAAAUUACAAGGAGCUUAAGAGGCAUGUGAGGGCAGAACACCCCUCUGCACGGCCGCGUGAAGUGGAUCCAGUACUCGAACAGAAAUGGAGAAGGCUUGAACAUGAGCGGGAGACGGAUGAUGUGAUCAGCACAAUACAGUCUUCCAUGCCAGGGGCAAUGGUUUUUGGAGAUUACGUAAUAGAAGGAAAUAAUUAUGGAUUUGAUACGGACGAAGAGGAUGGUGGUUUCGAUGCGGAAGCUGGGGAAAGGAAUGGAGGAUUUGGGUUGGGCUUUGAUGGUAAUCUGGUGAAUGUCUUUUUCCUAUUGCAUGCAUUUGGGUCAUCAGGGACUGGACGACUGAGGCAGCCUGAGAGGGCAUUGCACCACCCAUCGGACGGUAGUGCAGUUGGCAUCCGGCACAGCACUCCUAUUGGUGGUUCGGAUUCCUCAGAUCAAGAUGAUGAGAAUGACAGUAAUGGUGAUAAUGCUGGUGGUGGUAUGUCAUUGGUGAGUCGACUCCGCCGUCAUGGCAGGGUGUUGUUGGGACGCUCUGGGAGGAGACGAAGGCGUAGAGAAGGAAAUAGUGAUCAAACAUGAACUGAAUCGUGGUAAGAAUGGGGGGAAUUUAGGAAACCUUGCGUAGGCACACAAAUUUUAGGAGUGAUUUGCACAAAAACAAAUAAAAGAAGUUAUGAUUUUAACUUUCUCGCCUUUGCAUUGGAUUUAUUUGUCAUUUAGAAAGCUGGGAAAAAAGGAAAAUGGAGAUGAUGGUUGUUCCUUUUCCCUCUGUUGUGUAAUAUAUUUUCAAAUGUAAUUUUUAACUUCCCGUUUACCUUAAUGUAUGAAUAUAAAUUUCCUUCUGUGUAUGUGAUAUC